AUGCGUGCAGUGCUCCGGACGGCCAGCAGGUGGCACUGUUUAGAUUCAGAACGAAGCUGCUCAGAGGAGACAGCACCGGCCGUCAGAGAGAGCACAGUCCGUCCCGUCCCACUUCCACUGAGUGUCCUUGGACGGGGCGGGGGCAGAGACUCGCUACUGCCCCCUGGUGACAGCUGUGGGACGCCCCGUGUGGACUUCCAGGAUAUGAACCGUCCAGAUAACAUUCAACAAGACACUUUAGACCGAGAACUGUGUGAAGAAUCUUUGGUUGUGGUUGGAUGA
This is a messenger RNA of Knipowitschia caucasica, 282 nucleotides long. The record is from the annotation of a GenBank genome assembly. Lineage: Eukaryota; Metazoa; Chordata; Actinopteri; Gobiiformes; Gobiidae.